Molecule: messenger RNA, 4077 nt
Organism: Sabethes cyaneus
Lineage: Eukaryota; Metazoa; Arthropoda; Insecta; Diptera; Culicidae
Gene: Art3
Exons: 3
Coding region: 157-1794 (545 amino acids)
Biological process (GO): peptidyl-arginine methylation
Cellular component (GO): nucleus
Molecular function (GO): protein-arginine N-methyltransferase activity
Source: RefSeq, a predicted model, not a curated record
AAAAGUUUUUCGACGGUGUCGUUUGUGUUGUGAUUUUCCUCUAUUCCAGUGGAUAUUUUCCUUUUCCUAGAGCAAACCUUUUCUCUUUGUAAUCUGUAAUCAUUCACGUUGAAUUUGCAGCAUUAGUUCGUUCCCGACGUCUGUUUAUUCUGCAGAAUGUCCGACGAUGAUUGUCCCCCGCUUUGCGAGAUGGAAACGGGUGGCGAUUCCAACGGCGAGGAAGAGGAAGCAGACGAAUGGGAAGUCGCAGAGGAACAGAACGAUCCGGUGCGGUGCUUGUUUUGCGAGCAAAUUUCCCCGACUAUGACGACGGCUAUUCGGCAUUCCCGCGACAGACACGAGUUUGAUUUGGCCGAAGUGCGCCGCCGGUAUCAUCUGGACGAGUAUUCCUACAUUAAAAUGAUCAACUACAUUCGGUUGGAGAAACCGGACCCGGCGGUGUUUAAAACUGGUGGGAGUAUCUUUUGGUCCGACGAUAAGUAUCUAAAACCGGUGGAGAACGAAACCUGGUUGAUGUUCGAUCUGGAUGAGCUGGAUGAGAUUAUGCUGAACGGAAAUGGUGGCAUUGGGACGAGGGACAAUGGUAACGAAAUUGGGGAAACAAUGACACUGACUACCGAUCAGUACAGGAAGUUGCAUGGAAUCAUUAAUGAAUUGACUGCUCAGCUGAGGGAAAAGGAAAAUCUGUUGCAGCAUGCCGCUAGUGACAUUGAAAAGAUGAAGGAAAGCUUCCGAAAUUUGCUGGAACAGCAGAACGAGCAAACAGCUGCCUGUAAGAAGCGAUGUUCGGAGGAGAAAAUCGCAAUUAUUAGGGAAGAGCUGAAGCACUGUGUCAGCGUGGUUGCCGCCGAGGAUGAUCAGAGCUAUUUUAAUACCUAUUCUCAUUUUGGGAUUCAUCAUGAUAUGCUGAGCGAUUACGUCCGUACUGCAAGCUAUAGAGAUGCAAUUUUGAACAAUGAUGCUCUCUUUAAGGACAAAACGGUGUUAGAUUUGGGCUGUGGAACGGCCAUUCUUUCGAUGUUUGCUGCCAAAGCAGGAGCGAAAGAAGUAAUCUCCGUUGAUCAGUCCGACAUUAUCUACCAGGCGAUGGAUAUUGUUCGACGGAACAAAAUAAAUAACAUUAAGUUUGUUAAGGGUCGACUGGAGGAUUGCGAGCUACCGGUUGAAAAGGUGGAUCUGAUUGUGUCCGAAUGGAUGGGAUAUUUUCUGCUGUUCGAAGGAAUGAUGGAUAGUGUUAUCUAUGCCAGGAAGCAAUAUCUAAAGGAAGGAGGGAUUAUUCUACCGAACAGAUGCAAUAUUAGUCUGGUUGGUUAUGGGGAUACCGAACGGCACGAUGAGUUUAUCGGUUUCUGGCAGGACGUUUAUGGUUUUGAUAUGUCCUGCAUGAAGAAGGAGGUACUGCGAGAGGCAACCGUAGAAGUUUGCAAACCAGAACAUGUUAUAACGAACGCUAACAUAAUUGCAAAUUUCGAUCUGAUGGAGGUGGAUGUUGAUUGUCCGAACUUUAGUUAUAACUUCGAACUGACCGUUAAAAGAAAGUGCAAACUUACGGCGCUUGUUGGUUAUUUUGAUACGUUCUUUGAAUUGCCGGAGCAUGUGGAAUUCUCCACCUCACCGUAUACAAAACCAACGCACUGGAAGCAGACCAUCUUCUAUGUUGAAGAGCCAAUUCCAGUGGAGGAAGGACAGGUAAUUAAAGGUAAGUUUAUAUGUAGACGUGAUCCUAAAGACGCCCGAUCGCUAUUUAUCACAAUCGAGUACUUGGAUAAGGUGCACAAGUACACACUAAACUAGCAGAUUGGGAUACUCAUUCUGCUGAACUAAUCGAAAUAGAAGAACUAAGCAACCAUAAGCUUUAAGUGGCCACAGAACCACAAUAUGAAGAUUGACGCAAAGAUUUCAAAUUUUAUCGAGUAAAACUAAAAACUUGUUUGAUGAUGGUGGUUGUGAGUUUAGAGUAAAGUUGUGACAAGCAAAACAUAAAACAGGCAAACCAAUCCAACUGCCUUGACGGAAUUAGUUUUCCUGUAAAAAUGCUUUAAACUAGCCCUAGUACCAAUAGCCCAGUAUUUUCUUCCAAACGUUUUUCUCAACAAUCGACCAAUCUUAGUAGUGCUGAGCAAAGCAGAAAAAUACCCUAGAGACAAUCAGUUUUGGUACGGCUCCCUGGCCAAAACUAUUGCUACCAUGAUAGGCUCUAACUUUUCUAUUUCGGAAUAGGUUGAAGUAGUAAUUUAGACGAAAAAAAACAAUACAAAAUUGCGUAGUAGAAAAACAUUUUUAGCAAAAAAACGAAUCACAACCGGAAAGCUUUAAUUUUUUAACAAUCUAAAUUUUUGUACACAUAACGUUUCAUCCUUCGGAAAAUAAUGUAUUUUUGAUACAAAAAGUAAUGAAACCUUAGUUGUUACUUGCUCUAAUCAAGACAGGAAUUAUCAUGCUUCCAAUGUUGGUACGGAAAUUUAUGCUACUAUCUAUAAUGAAUUUACGAUGGAAAAGGUUUUUCUUGAUAGGAAAACAACAGAAGAAAUUACAUUUCUGAAUAAUAUAUAAAAACUAAGAUUUAAAAUGCAUGAACAGGUUUAAAUAUUACCGAAGCAUAUCGUCAGAUUACACAACGUUAAAUAUUCACGUCGCUUUACCAGAUUAACGCAGCAGGCCUAGCCACUAGACGAAAGUUACAUUGUCACGUUAUUUGUAGAUAGACACAAACUCACACACACAUACUUACAAUCAGAAUAUUGUAAUGGAAUUGCAAGCUAAAUCUGCAUUUAAUGGAUAAUAAAUAGCAAUUUACAAUCUUAAACCAAAAUAAUACAAUUAAAACACAACUUAGCACAGCAUCAUCUGUACGUUCAGCUAGGGCGAUAUUGGAACUGUAUCGCUGGCGACCUAAAAUAAUCGUUGCUGUUUCUGCUUAAAUUUUGUUACAUAAUACAUGUUUAUAGGAUUUUACACAUUUUUAGCGUAGAUCAAUCAUUCGUAUCACGGGAAGCGACAGUUAUUUCUCGCUCAGUACAAAGCGAAAGGAACGUAAUAAGGGAUCAGAAGGUGAAGCAGGUACCAUCUAGAGUUGGUUUAAGCGUCAUUAGGCAACACUUAAAAAGCAAAUAACCCUUAAAAUCUUUUGAAUAAACUCUAAAAUGAAAUAUUUCAAAUCUACUUGACUUGAGAAAUUGGAAAUACGGAACAUACCUUGAUAUAAUGUCAGCCUUCAUUUUUCCCAGGCUGAGGCUACUACGGUAAUUCAUUAUGGAAUAGUUAAACUUUAGGCAUUUACCUAUUAUAGUUUUCAUACAAAUGCCAAACUCAUAAAAUAGUAGACUGUUCACACAGUAUAGGUGCGUUUAGACUGGGCAAUUUUUUAACAACUUGUGGAAUGCGACAUGUUGACAUAUUGCUCUAUAUUGUUUCUGUUGCCACCUUACUUGGGAACAUCGGUGUUACCUUUGAAAUUAACAUAAACUGACGAGAAAAAUAUAAUAUGUCUUUAUUCAAUGGAACCUAAGGCAUACUUGAUAUCUUCUAUGGGAGCAUCUCUCCCUGUGAUGUGCAAUGAUAGUGCUGACAGACUGCUUACUGACAAAAGGAGAUAGCAGCAAGGGGAAAGAAGAACAUCCACACGUGUUGAAUAGAGGUUAACACGGAUAUCAACAGCACAGGAAGAGGUUAACAAGACAACACAGGAGAAUGUUAGCAAGACAAUCAACACGGUGAAAAACGGUAAAGCUUCUGGAAAGGAUUGUAUCCCGGUUGAACUUCUAAAAGCGUGAUUCUGCCUGUAAGCACAGGUUAUUUCUCGUAUCCUAUUCUGUAGAUGUCUUUCGACGACGAGUAUCAUGCUAAUCUUUGUGAGAGUCGCUUCACGACGAAUCAAAUGUUUACCUUGCGCCAGUUACUAGACAAGUUCCAGGAGUACAACUUACAGACUCACCAUCUAUUUGUGGACUUUAAGGCGGCGUACGAUUCAGUAAAACGAGAUAAGCUUUGGCAAAUACUGCUAGUUGCAUGGUUUUCAACGAAACUAAUUACGGUGAUUCGUGCGACGCUGGAUGGGCAUCAUGCGUCAGAAUAGCG